Molecule: messenger RNA, 1785 nt
Organism: Rotaria sp. Silwood1
Lineage: Eukaryota; Metazoa; Rotifera; Eurotatoria; Philodinida; Philodinidae
Source: the annotation of a GenBank genome assembly
AUGGCAUCACAUACGACCGUUCAAAAUUUACAAGAUGAACAAAAUGAUCGCUUAAUUAUGUUGAAUAAAUUAAUUGAUACUGUUGCUACUGAUAUUGAACGUGUAGAAUAUUAUUCGAAACGUGCAAGAAUUUUAUUUAAUAUGAACAAAUGGAAUGGUAAAUUACUGUCAAGAUUAUAAUUGUUUAUAAGUAUGUCUUUUUUAGAUGUGUUGAACGAUAUACGUUUUUUGGAAAAAAACCAAGCAAUGAGUGAUGAUUUAUUAAUCAUUAAAUGGUAUGUUAAAUUUGUUUUGACAGUACAUUUAUAUGAAGUGUAAUGUUCAUUUUAAAGGAAAUCAACACUUUAUCAUGAGAUAAGUAAAGUUCGAAAAUAAAUGAAAGAGACACUUGGCGUAAAACGUAAGAAAACUUCAUUCUAUUAGAAUAUGCACUAUCUAGAUUUUUUUUUCCAUAGUAUUUGACAAUAGUGAACAUGUUGAUUUGUAUAUCAAUAACAGCGAAGAGAAUACUAAUGAACUUAUUAAUAGUAAGUUCAAAAAAUAGUUAUUAUAAUUGAGUAUUUAUUACAUGUUCCUUCUAGAAAAGCACACUAGAAAGAAUCAAUCAAUGUCAAAAAGAAAAAAAGAUUAAAAUUUAAAAUGUUAUGUUUUACUUUAUGAUUAAUGAUUGUUCUUUCUCGUGUUAAUCUGUAUAUCUAUUUACAGUUUUUUUUUGUUCAAACACUCAUGUAUUUAUUGUAAUUUGUGUUACUGCUGGACAUAAAUAUUUAAUUUCUUUGAUUGAAGGCAUCAUGAUAUCGCAAUCAACAUAAAUUAUAUAGGAAAGAAUAUCGAAAGGAAUAAAUAUGAAGACAAUAGCUUUGUUUAAGGAGAAGAAAAUUGAGUGAGACGAAGAAGAGAAAACGAUAUACAACAUUUUCUGUUGGAGCAAUAAUUUCGCUGAGACUUGUAAGACAACGAACUAUUAAAAGAUAGAUAGAAUGACAGAGGAAGUCACAUGGUAUUUAUGUGCCAUUGCUUUUCUUUGUUCGCAAGAUUGAAUAAAAUGAUGUUGAAUUUCAUGAUUUUCUAGUUGAUCCUAAGGUAAAAGAAAUCAAAUCAAUAAUGUCUUGAGUGAUAGAAAAUAUCUCUCAAUAGGAAACCGUUCUUGAAUCGCAACUACGAACUAUGAGUUGUUGUGGAGUUCAAAAUAAAAUUGUACACAUUAAGCAGAAUUUCAUACUUUCUAACUUCGAAUGUUAAUAACUUAACGUAUUCAAUUUGAUCAUUGAAUUUGAAGUGCGUUAGUCGUUAAAAGAAAGGGUUACAAUACAAACUGGGGUCCGAAUGCUCAGCUAACUAUUAAUAUUGACUGGUUAAAUGAUGUAUCAAUAAGUAAAUUUGAAUUUGAAUAGAUAUUUAGAUUUAUGGUUAUUCGUUUAUUAAUUGUUCAUGGUUCAACAAUAGAUUAGGUUUCAUCAAUUAUGAUCAAAUUAAUUUUCGUUCUAAUAUGUGUUAUAGAACUGCAUGCGUUUGAUAUUGAUUAUCGAACAAAUACAUUUUGUAUCUGAUUUAGCAUCAAAUACAAUUUAUAGUUGUGUUGAAAGAGCAAAUAGUUAUAUUAGAGUAAAGAAAUUUAAAUAAAACAGAUUUUAACUCUGACAGUGACACAGGCCUCGCAGCGGCACUACUUUCCUGAUUUUUUCCUGAUUUUUUUGAGAGAGUCCUGAUUCGUCCUGAUUUCAGCUAUUUUUCCUGAUUUUCCUGAUUUUUUCCCAUCGCUCGUCGAUUAUUAUGAAAGACUAG